UCACAAUAACAAAAUACUUUGUCAGGGGUUAAAUAUCUGAGAGGGAUGGUGGAUGAUUUAUUCUUGUAGAAUUCUGCUAAGAUUCUCAGUAAAGAGUAAAAUCAUGUUGGGUGUGGUUACGCUCUGAUUGUACUUCUGCAGUCUCACUGUGUGUGUGUGCAAUAUGUCGUAGCCUCUUCUCCAGGAGAGGGAAUUCAGAUGAUGCUUUCUCCGUCUCCAUGGCCUCCUGUCUGUCUGUCUCCUCUCUGACGUCCUUUCCUCAUCUUCUUCUCAGUGGCAGGAUGGCAGGGGUCAAUGGAGACCGCAAAGGGAAGAAGGAUGACAAUGGUAUCGGCACAGCCAUUGAUUUCAUGCUUUCCAAUGCUAAGCUUGUGCUGGGGGUGGGCGGAGCGGCAAUGCUCGGCAUUGCAACACUAGCUGUCAAAAGAAUGUAUGACCGUGCCAUAAGUGCUCCCACCAGCCCCACCAAGAUGGAGCAGACAGGGCAGAGAAGCUGGGAAGAGCCUGCCUGGAUGGGUUCGUCACCACGGGUACUGAACCGUGACAUGAAGUCCACAGUUAGCAGGUCACUACAGUCUCUGCCCACUUCUUCACAUGCGUUUGAACCAGACAGCCUAUUUGGAGGAAUCUUGCUCUUCCUCUACAACUGUCUGCGAAGGGCCGUGGGCCGUGCUGCUGUGGGGGGCAGUGGUGCCACGCAGACUGACCUGCUGCGGGCCCGGAUGCGCUUGUCUCUGCAGGAACAUCUGUGGGAGUUCUACCAGCAUAACGUGAACAUACCUAGUGAGGAGCAGGCUGUGGCCAGGAGGGCAGCGCUGGACAUCUGUGCAGAACUCAGGGUGUUUCUUCACGCCAAACUGCCUGACAUGCCGCUCCGAGAGAUGUACCUUAGUGGCAGCCUGUAUGAUGAUCUGCAGGUGGUCACAGCAGACCACGCCCAGCUUAUGGUGCCUCUUAUCUUGGAGAAGAACCUGUGGUCGUCCAUCCCUGGGGAGGACACUAUCAUGAAUGUCCCUGGUUUCUGGCUUGUUCGUAGGGAGAACUUGGAAUAUUUCCCACGGAAUAGCAGCUACUGGGACCGCUGCAUGGUCGGAGGUUACCUCUCCCCUAAAACAGUCCUCGAGGUCUUUGACAAGCUUGUGGCCGGCUCCAUCAACUGGCCAGCUAUAGGGAGUGUUUUGGACUAUGUCAUCCGUCCUGUGGUUCCCUCCGAAACACUGACCCUGGAGGUACAGUACGAGACGGACAGGAAGCUGUACGUAGACUUCUUACCCUUACUUGUGAUGGAGGAUGGAACCUCGUUGAUAGCUAAACCACAUCGGCUUGUAGCGGAGCGCCAUGAAAACCUUUGGCGGCAGAGCUUCCGCGUGGCUGAGACGGCACGACUCCGGGCUCUGGAUCAGGAGGAUGGAGGCUGCCGAAGCGCCUGCCUAAAGGUAGCGAAGGCGGUGUGCAAGCUCAACCCUGCACUUCACCGGCUCAAUGCCAGCCAGCUCACCAAUUCAAUCUUGUUGUUGAGCGAAAAAGAAGGCGACUGGACCCAGGAAGCACUGGCUGAUCGCUUCCUUCAGCUGCUACGAGCGCUAGUGGGACACUUGGAGGCCGGCAGGCUGCCGUGUUCCCUCAGCCCUAAAGUUAACUUAUUCUGUGAGCUGACGGAACAGGAAGUGGACGAGCUGGGUUAUACACUCUACUGUGCCCUCUCAGAUCCUGAAGGGCUGCUUAGAACUGCCAUGGCACAACCCCCUCAUCCAUGACGACCUUCCCCCAACGCAGCAAACGUGGACUGAAAUGUCAACCACACAGAUGUGUGGCCAAUAGUGACCUCCAGCCAAAAUGAGGGUCCUGGAGAAAGAAAAGGAAAAAACUGCAUGGAAUCAACCUCUCUCCUUAAACACAGUCUCUUAAUUUCUAAAUGCCUCUUCACAAACAUUUGUGACAAAAAGUGUGAUACACAGUCGCAGUUACUUCGUGUUGAUCCGUUUGCCACAAAAACUGUAUGUGGUGUCUUCAUCCAAAUAUUUUCAUCUCAGUUGAAAGCUAAGGGUCACUGGAAUUCAUGGCUCUCACCAAAGCCAUUGUAUUAGUAAGCUAAAAGCAGGCAUGUUGUUCGGGCAUCACACAGCGGGACGGAGGGCCUGAACCUUGGAUCGACUGAUUCUUAUGAAGUGGAUAAUGUCAUAUUCGUGCACUUUUUUAUCGGGUAGAGAGUUUUAAGAAUACAGAACUGUCUGAUGCUGUUAAAGUCACCAUGGUCACAACUGUGUAGAGGGAUAGACUGUGAUGUUGAUCGUGUGUCUGCCAAGCUAAUAAACUGUUGAUCAGCC
Messenger RNA from Scophthalmus maximus (turbot), 2327 nucleotides. RefSeq names its product mitochondrial elongation factor 1 (gene mief1). The transcript has 5 exons. Lineage: Eukaryota; Metazoa; Chordata; Actinopteri; Pleuronectiformes; Scophthalmidae. Bases 219 to 1757 code for a protein of 512 amino acids. The record is from RefSeq and is a predicted model, not a curated record. Gene Ontology annotation, biological process: positive regulation of mitochondrial fission; mitochondrion organization. Gene Ontology annotation, cellular component: mitochondrial outer membrane.